This is a messenger RNA of Caenorhabditis bovis, 990 nucleotides long. Lineage: Eukaryota; Metazoa; Nematoda; Chromadorea; Rhabditida; Rhabditidae. The record is from the annotation of a GenBank genome assembly.
AUGGCCACGACGAGCACAACAAACCCUUCACAAGUGUUGCCAAAGCCGGGAGAUCCACCAGCAAUUGCUCUUUCUGGAAAUAAUGCUCAACGGACAUUGUGGAUAGGAGACGUGCCAUUAGAUUGGACUGAGGAGAAAAUUGCCGAAAUUUUUACUGAAGCAGGUCAUCCACCAUAUAAGGUUAAACGUGUUGAACUGAAAGGAGAACGACAAGGCUAUUGUUUCAUCGAAUACACGUCAAAUCCAGAAGCUAGAAACGCGUUGUACAAUUUAAACGGAAAUCGAAUUCCUGGAGUGAAAGGGAAACAUCGUUUCAAUUUAUGUUUUUCUAAUGACAGUUAUAAUCCAAAUAGCGAAUUCAAUCUUCAUGUUUCCAAUUUACCGACUGAUUUGACAGACGCCGAACUGUACAGAAUUUUUGAUAAGUAUAUUUCCUGUCGCGGUGCAAAAAUGUUUCGAUUCGCCGAUGGAACGACAAAAGGCUGCGGUUUUGUAAGGUUUGGAGAUCAAACCGACCAGCAAAUGGCUUUGGUUGAAAUGCAUCGAACAAAAGUUCACUCAAUGCGAAUUCAACUACGGUUAGCAGGACCACGAGGAGAACGAGCAGAUCGUGCUAAUAAAUUCCAAGCGGAUGGUCGAAGAAAAGAGGAUAAUGGACGUAGUUCAUUUAGCUCGUAUGCACCUGGACAACCAGCAAUCAACUCUUAUGGAGCCCCCACGACAAACUUGAAAGAAACAAAUUUAUACUCAGCUGACAAUCCAUGGGCUCCCACACCAGAUGAUCACGAAAUUGAUCCAGUUAUUGGACUAGAUUUACUUACCGCUCGUUAUCGACCAAAUGUAACAAAUAAGCGAUACAUGAUUCAGAGUGAGCAGUUUAUGUAUGAUCUCGAAUCGAGCAGGUAUGGUAAUGCGAUCUAUUCCUUCCGUGAGAAAGAGGAAGAUCUUGUGAAGAAACUCGAUACACAUCGCUGGAAGUUGAUUAAAUAA